Messenger RNA from Alternaria burnsii, 2865 nucleotides. RefSeq lists its product as uncharacterized. The record is from RefSeq and is a predicted model, not a curated record. The transcript has 6 exons. Lineage: Eukaryota; Fungi; Ascomycota; Dothideomycetes; Pleosporales; Pleosporaceae. Bases 1 to 2865 code for a protein of 954 amino acids.
AUGGGACUUUGGUUCUUCAAGACGUCACUCCUUGGAGUCGUGCUCACCAGCGCUUUCGCAUCCGCUCUCGUCAUUCCCAGAAGCCAUCAUGAUUCAGUCCCUGCGUUAGAUGUCUACAAAGGCGGUGACCAAAACCACUGCCCUUCAGAGAGCCAUGGUACUGGAUAUUCUUAUCCGACAACCAUGGCUAGGUCAUCUGAUAUAGGUCUUGAGACUUCGAACACCCCUAUACCAUAUCCUUCCAACUACGCGACUGUAUCCGUAGCGCCCUAUCCCACUGCUUCGCUCACUCUCCAAGGAACACAAGUAUCGCACAAUACGUAUGCGACAGGCACGGUACCAACAGCCUACAUACCAAUCUCGACAGGGUAUACUAGAUCACCAGCUCAUGGAACAGAGUACAUGCCGCAUAGCAACGCCACGACUUAUGCAAUGGAAAACAGUAUCUACAUCUCCAAUACAUUGGACUCUGCCGUUUACCCUGCAACUUCUACUCUGGCGGGGAGCUCUACAGUAGAAGUCUAUGCUCCCAGCUCGCCUCUUCCGUCGGUACUAGGAACCAUGAAUAUUCAGUACACUUCAUCCAACGCUACACAGACACCAUGUCCAAUUAGCGCUGUACUAUCCGGUUCUUCAGCUACGCCUGGUACUAUGAUCACUAGCGCCGUGUCAUUACCCACAACCCCGGAUGUGGUUGCUACGCCUGCUCAAUCGACUGGAGAAUAUGGCAUAGCGCCAAACGGAGUCGCUUACAUGAGCUUGGCGCGCCUCAAAGAAUCCCCGGUCCCAAUGGAUCCCCCUCCUCCUCUCUCGCCCAACAAGGCUCCCUUCUCGCCUGGGAUGCCCAUCUUUCCCGCCAGCCCCGACCGCGGUGCAGGCUCAAGAUCUCCCUUUGGCGACUCCAGAGGAUCGUCUCCGGUCCUGUCACCAUCUACGCCAAACCUCCGUCCUCACUCGCCGCUACGACACACACACCGCCGGACCGACUCUGAUGUCUCCGUUACAGCACUUACCGGCAUGUUCGAGAACCUCGAGGUUAAGGACCCAAGAGAAGCAUGCAAGCGGUUCAAAGACCUGCUCGACAAGGAGAGAAUACGACAUGCCGAGAAGUUGAACAAAAUUGAAAAAGAACAUGCCAAGAAGGAACGAGAACAGGAAAUGGCUCUGAGCCGACGCGACAUCCGCAUCGACGAGCUGAAGAACGAACUCGAACACGCGAGUGGUUCUCUCGGAGAGGCUAUCACCAAGGAACGAUACGAGAAGGAGCGCGAGGCGAGCAAGGCUGCCAUCAAGAAAUGGGAGAAGAUUUUUAAGGAAAAUGAAGAGAAGUGGAGGGGUGAUCGAGCCAGAGCGGUGGAAGCAGAGCGCCGUAGCCAAGUUUAUGAGGGCAAAUAUCGUCACGCCAAGAAGGACUUCAUGGAAGCCAACAACGAGAAGCUACGGACUUCUGCCAUGAUACCACAGCUCCAGUCUAAGAUGCAGGGGCUUCAGCGUAGCUUGCAGCGGGCCGAGUCGGAUGUUAAGUUCAAGACCGACGAAGCUGCCAAGUACAAGAACGACGUGUACAAUCUGCAACUUGAGAUCGAGACUGUCUCCAACCGACUGAACGAAGAAGUGCAGGCACUCAAAGAAAAGCUAGGCUUGGUAGAAGGAGAACGCGAUGCUCUUAAGACAAGCUUAAAAGAGGAGGAAGUCUUGCGUAUCGCUGCCGAAGGCCAAAUUCCACUCCCAUCCGCCGAUGCAGAAGAGACCGAUGAAUUCGCGUCACCCGUUCGAUCACCACGCAAGCCACGUAACCUCUCGCGUGAAGAUGACGACAAGGAAAACGUGUCUCCAAAAAAGAACGCAAUUGAUCUGCGCUUUGUUCAGCAGGAGCUGGCAGCAGAGAGGCGUGCCCGAGAGCGCGCUGAGGAACAGAUCGACUUCAUGAAGAUGGAAUGCCAGUUCCAAUGCUGUUCUUGCCGCAUUGCUGAGAACAGUGGAAAGCAAUACAUCCACGACAAUUCUCUGGAAGAUGAGAUGCAGCGCAUCAAGGUCUCGCUACCCAUCUCCACACCUCCGCCUAGCAACCACGGAGACGAAGUUAUGGAAGACGUAGCGAUCAAGCAAGAGUCUGUUGAAAACGAGCGACCCAUCACACCGCCAGAGGACGUCGCAGUCAAGACAGAGGCUGAGGAACCAGAGACCGUUGUCGCCUUCUCUCCUGACACAGGAACCUUCCGCUCUGUCCCCUCCCCGAUGAAGUCGCGCCCAUCAGCAGACUUGGCAACACCUGCAGAACCAACGCCUGCGGUGGAGAUGAUUGAUGCACCGAUGGAGGUGGCACACAUGCGCAACUCAGUCAUUCCUACUGAAGUGUCGCUACCACAGUCUCGUCCAGCGUCUAGGGUAGACUUUGUCCUUCCUGCUCGCAGGGAGAGCAAGGCUGUAGACAUCAGUAUCCAUGAAGAUGCCGUGGAUGACAGUGAAGAUGAGGACAUGUCACCACCGACGCCAGACCGGGAGCCUACCGGUCCAGCAACACCAUACCUCACUCGCACAAUCACCACCACCACUACCAUCCCUCUUCACUUCUCUCCUGCCACUCCAGCAUUCAAGCCAGGUCGGGGGCCUAUGACUCCUUCGACCGUCGCACAUGCUGCGGCUAAUACACAGACACCUGUCUUAGGUGAACUGUCACUCAACAAGCUAGGCAUCGACCGCGAAGCCGCCCUCGCAGCCAUUCGUGAACGUAGGGGACGUGCUAGAAGCAUGGCCGCUGGUCACGGAACGCCAAUGAAGCAGAUGGUCGAGGGCGCGAAGGAUCGUAGAGACAUCAGUGCACCCGUGACCCGCGUCCGCAGUGUAUCGCGAAAGCUGAGAUGA